Molecule: messenger RNA, 1135 nt
Organism: Parasteatoda tepidariorum (common house spider)
Lineage: Eukaryota; Metazoa; Arthropoda; Arachnida; Araneae; Theridiidae
Product: telomerase RNA component-interacting RNase
Molecular function (GO): 3'-5' exonuclease activity; 5'-3' exonuclease activity
Source: RefSeq, a predicted model, not a curated record
CAAAUUUCACAACUUGAAAUUUUAAAGACAGUACUUAUUCUUUAUUUACAUACUCAUGGUGAACUAUUCAAUAGUUUAUAAAUUUACGGAAAAUCAUUUGCAAAAGGAAUAACUAUAUACACAUAAUUAUUUUUAUGUUCAAUACAACACCUGUUAAAUUUUAUUUAAAAAAUGUUUUUUUUGUGUUAAUUUAUUGCGCAUGCGUUGCGAAGCGGUACAGUUCAGAAUUUUUCUCUCGUGAGUGUUCAUAACAAUAAUAUAAUAAUAAACAUUCAAAAUGUCGCAUCCACAUCGCAGGCGUCGGUCACAUCAUGAAGCUAUUAUUGAAAAUCAAGAUAGUAAUAGCAGCAGUAACACAGGAAUAAUUAAUAUAAUUACUUCUAAAAAGCAAGGGAUAAAUACUUUUGCUAAUGAUGGAAGCUUUUUGGAAUUAUUCAAGAAAAAAAUGGAAGAAGAAGCAAAGGGUGAAACCAGUGGAACGUCUGAUGGCGAGGGCAGUAAAAGUGCUGAUGAAAAACUUAAGAAAUUAGACAGUGCAGUGAAGAGACGUGGUGGAAAGGUGCUCAAGACAGGCAUGGUUAAGAAGCAGAAGGUUGAAGGUUCACAUGAGGAACCUUCACCUACAUCUGAUGCAUGGACUCGUUACUUAGCAGAGGUUAAAAAAUAUCGUCAGCAGGCAUGUGAUGAAGAUGGAAAAACCAGACCCCUUGUUAAAUAAGUUAAACAAAUAAUUUGAAACUUCUAUUUGUAAAUAUAUUUGUAUUUAACAUUUCCAUUGUGUGUCUUAACCUAACGUCAUCAUUUUGUAUUUGGCAUUUUGUGAUCUACUAUUAAUGUAUAUUUUAGUUUUUGUAUAUUUUAUUCUAUCUUAAACAGUGAUAACUUCUCUUAAAUCUUAACUGCAGGAAAAGUACAUCUUAGUUCAAUUUAAAAUUUUCAAAAGUUAAUUUAUUUGUUCUCAUUUUAUAAGCUUAUGAUUUUUUAAUGUUUAGAGCUAAUUACUUUUUAUUAUCAGAUUAUAAUUAGUUCAGUAUCAGUGAGAAGGUCGGUAAUAAAAUAAUUGUGACAGUUUAUUAAUGCAAUUGUGACUUGAUAAAAAAGUAGAAAAUAAAAUUUAAUUUUGUUCUUUUCCUCA